This is a messenger RNA of Pocillopora meandrina, 1482 nucleotides long. Lineage: Eukaryota; Metazoa; Cnidaria; Anthozoa; Scleractinia; Pocilloporidae. The record is from the annotation of a GenBank genome assembly.
AUGAUGGGCUGGACGAAAGAUACACAGAGUCGCCUUCGACUUGGAAAGCGUUACCUCAAAAGGGAUUACAAGGCAAAGGUUCUUCAUAUUCAUUCUAUAACGUUCUCAAACACGUUAACAGUUCUUAAAGCGGAAUACACGUUUGUAGAAGGUGCUUCUCUACCGAUUAAGCUCAUGCACUCGUGUGAACGAAAUACCCUUUUACGAGAGAGGCAAGCUUCAAUCUGAGCCUGGCUGAAAUUUUUGUCAGGUAAAAAGUUGAUCUGUAUAUUUCUUUUAGAUCGCAAAUAUUGCUGGAAAAUUUGUUUCUUUUUCUUUCGAUUACUUUUUUAGAGUUUCGCAAUGACUACUUUUUUAGUGUAUAUUAAUUACAUGGCACCUAGGCCCAUCAAAACGUAUGAGCAUUGCAUGUGGUCUGGUCAACUGUCGUGUGUAAUUUGUUUUGUGUGUAUUAUAAGUGCACGCGUGUUAGGGUUCUACUGUGGCCGAUCACUGCAAAUUGUUUGCGUUGAGCGACCCAAAGAAGCUUGCCUUUCAAGCUCAGUGCGGCCAUCAUCAUGACGACACCUGUGAUCGCAACGACCAACUAAUGUCAUCUCUCAGCGAAAUAGAAUCAGCAAUGAUCGCCCAGACAUAUAACCUGCUACCCGAAGUCAAGGAAGAACUUUCGUUUACUGUAAAGCAAGCUAAAACAAACAUCUAUGCCUGGAGGGCUCAUAUAGUAUGCUCCUCAAAUCAAGAUGCUGCAAGGAUCGAUAUCCUCGAGUCAUUAGAGGAGUCAUCAGUGCUACUUAUACUGGGCUAUGAAAUAUUUGCCGAGAAAAUACCGAGAAAGCCAAACCGGUUGGUUUGGCAAAUGUGGCAUUACUUGGCACACCAGCGUAGCCUUCAGAAAGGUUAGCGAACGUCUUCAAAUGCUAACCUUCGCUCACAUCUUCUAGAGGUGCACUCAAGACAGCUGUGCGGUCCUCGCUAUCGGACGUUAUUAAACAACUCAAGACCAUCAUGCCAGAUCUGAAGACAGUCAGUUAUAGCCAAGACAACGCUGGCCGCUACCAUAGCGGGUCUACCAUAGUCUGCGCAAACGUGGUAGGAAAAGAGUUGGGCGUAGCGAUCAAACGAUUGGAUUUUUCAGAUCCCCAGUUUGGAAAAGGAGCUAGUGAUCGUAAGGCAGUCUUAAUAAAGUCACACAUGCACAUUCACUUAAACUCUGGCAACGAUAUCGAGAAGCUCGCGCAGAUGGUUGAGGCUAUUCUUUCUUCCGGUGGAGUGGCAUCCGUAAGUGUCACACGCUACGAGUCUAUCACAAGCCCUCCGAUGGUCACUUGCAAAAUUGAUGGUUUGAGUAAACUCUCAAAUACAGAGCUCACUAUAGAGGGAAUCCGUGUAUGGAGAGCAUACGGUGUGGGACCUGGGAAACUGAUAUCUGCUCCGAAGGCUGAGAUCCCAUCACCAGAUACUCUGCCGUCAAUGGUAGUAUAA